GAGCAGUUUCCCUGGUCUGAUAAAUUGCGUGUGAUACAAUUGGAGGAGACGGGUUCGAAACCGUCCUUUCGUGUUUCCUGUCAGGGCAGUUCGCAACUAAAAGUACCCGAACCAGACCAGCCAAAGAAGGGGGUCUAAGCAACAAGGAGCCAACAUGUCGGCAAAUAAGGAGAGCAACGGCGGGUGGAGGAAAUUUAUGUGGAAUUCAGAGAAAAAGGAGUUUUUAGGACGAACAGGGAGCAGCUGGUUUAAAAUCUUCCUGUUCUACUUGAUAUUCUACGGGUGCUUGGCUGGAAUCUUUGUGGGGACCAUUCAGGCGAUGCUGCUGACGCUAAGCGACUACAGGCCCAAGUAUCAAGACCGCGUGGCUCCUCCAGGUCUCUCUCACACCCCACGUUCGGAAAAAUCAGAGAUUUCCUUCCAUAUGAGCGACGAGAAAACGUACAAGGACUAUGUUACAAGCAUUCACGAGCUCCUCAAGAAGUACAAUGAUAGCAUUCAGACCGAGCAGUUGAACUAUGAAGACUGUGGCGUCACUCCUGACGGUUACAAGAACCAAGGAGACUGGGAAAAUGACAGCAAGAGGAAAGCAUGCCGUUUUUACAGGUCUUGGCUGGACAGCUGCUCAGGAUUGUUGGAUGAAACUUAUGGUUUCAAGGAUGGAAACCCCUGCCUUAUUGUCAAACUAAACAGGAUUGUCAGUUUCAGACCAAAGGCACCAAGUAACGAGACGCUUCCAGUGGCUGUCCAACCUCUAGCACAGCCGAACCUCAUCCCACUUCACUGCAAGAAUAAGAGAGACGAGGACUUAGACAUGAUCGGAGACAUCCAGUACUUUGGCAUUAGCGGCGGUUUCCCCCUUCAGUACUACCCUUACUACGGCAAACUGCUGCACCCACAGUACCUGCAGCCUUUGGUGGCCGUUAAGUUUACCAACCUGACCAGGAAUAAGGAGGUGCGCAUCGAGUGCAAAAUCUACGGAGACAACAUUCAUUACAGCGACAAAGAUCGCUACCAAGGACGCUUUGACGUUAAGAUCACAGUCAACUUGUGACCUCAGCUGUGACGAGCACGCUCAUUUACACACAAUUAAUGUAGAGAGUACAAGAGUUCAAAUAAACACCACUAGUCUUUGAACAUUCAUACUAUACAGGACCUACACUUAAUCCAUGUGCUUUACACUAGCUUUUUCUGUGCGUUUGUGGAGGUUAGAAUGUAAAAUACCAGAGUAGCAAUAGCGAAUAUUUAUUCUACUGUAAAUGAAAAUAUUCCUUGAGCCAUGGGAUGUAUUCAUCAAUUACUGUAAAACUGCAAUUCCACUACUGACACGUAGCGAGCUGUGUUUGUCUGCCAUCCUAGUGUGACUUCUAUAUAUUUUUUUGAGGCUCCAGUGCUGUCGCCCUGUCUCAUCUCAAUCUCUCUCGUCCCAUGUCUGCUUUAGUGGUCCAACACGUGUUUGUGUGUGCGUGUUUGUCUGUGUGCAGCUGCGGGUGUGCUACAUGUGCUCCAAUUAACUGAAACACUGGCACGGUACUCUGAACCUUUAAUGCCCAUGUAUAAGUAAAUGACUGCGCUCCAAGGAAUCUUUUUGCGUGUAACAAAUUUUAAGUGGAUUGUGGAUGCGUUUUUUAAUUCACCUUAGCUGUAGGAUAGUUUAAUGACCUUUUCCGUUUGAUACUCUUACGUCUGUUCUUAAUUGAUAGUGUAGAUCUUUGUGGGUCCAGCCUAGAAGUCUGUCACCUCCACGGAAACAGUGGCAACUCAGUGCUUUUAAAUCUGUUUUGCUGGAGACAUCACAUGAUGUGAUGCAACUUACUAUUGAAUGUUUUAGCCAUUUUCAUGUUGGAAGAUUUUUAUAUUUAUGCAGUUGUACAUUUUUUUUUCCUUCAAAGUGUAAUGUAUGAAUCCAAAUACCAAAGUCGCUGGUCAAAAUUCAGAAAAUCCAAGGCAAUGCAGUAUCCCGUGUAACAAGGUGUUUAGUUGAUGUGAAAAUAAUUAAAUCUAUGUUCAAGAUCAAAACACUUGUCAGGAGUCUGCUCUUGUCACUUUAUUUAAUCUGCAUAAGGCUGAAACAAUAAACAGUGAAACAAGA
Molecule: messenger RNA, 2092 nt
Organism: Thalassophryne amazonica
Lineage: Eukaryota; Metazoa; Chordata; Actinopteri; Batrachoidiformes; Batrachoididae
Gene: atp1b1a
Product: ATPase Na+/K+ transporting subunit beta 1a
Exons: 6
Coding region: 155-1054 (299 amino acids)
Biological process (GO): intracellular sodium ion homeostasis; intracellular potassium ion homeostasis; sodium ion export across plasma membrane
Cellular component (GO): sodium:potassium-exchanging ATPase complex
Molecular function (GO): ATPase activator activity
Source: RefSeq, a predicted model, not a curated record